This is a messenger RNA of Aspergillus wentii DTO 134E9, 1554 nucleotides long. Its product is annotated as putative extracellular threonine rich protein. The transcript is spliced from 2 exons. The coding region runs from base 1 to 1554 and encodes 517 amino acids. NCBI's taxonomy places the organism in Eukaryota, Fungi, Ascomycota, Eurotiomycetes, Eurotiales, Aspergillaceae. The record is from RefSeq and is a predicted model, not a curated record.
AUGGCUAAUUGCUUCCGAAUGCUAUGGGUGCUUACCCCAAUUCCUUUGCACCUUUCUACACUUCUUUCGCCAAAUACCCCUCCCCUACUCUCUUAUCCGCAUCCCGCCCUAUACGGAAUACCCCUGUCAGGUCUCGAGAUGCACACCCUGCAAAGACUUCUGGCUGUAGCUGCGGCCUCGUGGACAUUCUUCAACGAAGCCGCAGCCAUCCCGGGACUGCCAGCGUUUGCCACCAGCAAUCUGAUGCAGGAGACGACCGAGGAGACAAGCGCCAGUCCUUCAAGGUCGGUCCUUGCUACUUCGACCAUCCAUCUCAGCUCGGCCUCAGCAGCAGCAGCAGCUGCUGCUGCUGCUGCGGCUGCAUCCUCCAGGCCUUCAUUCCAAUUCUUCUUUGCGCCCAUGGUCGUCACUCACUCCAUCCUUCCUCAGACGACCCCGUUCCCGUUCCCCAUGGUUUCGUCCUGUCCUCCUCCCCCCCCGAUCUGUCCUCCUUGUCCGUCUAUUCAGCAGACAGUCACUGUCACCGUGACCUCGUGCCCCACGGGAGCUACUUCCCCGGCAACUGCUGCAGGUGGUGCUACAGGCACUACAGGCGCUACGGGCGCUACGGGCGUAGCUGGUGCAUCUGCUUCGAGUACCCAAACUUCAGCGACUCAGGCGUCUGCUAGACCAGAAACAACUGCCAGUGCCAGAACAGAAACCAGUGCUAGAACCGGCACUAGCGCCCCAGGACAGACAUCGUCCACAGUGACCAUCCCACUAAGUAGCACCAUCGUCCAUUCGACCACCUCACCGAGCCUGCAUACCAGUACCCCGACAUUCGCCAACCAAACCGCCACAGGUACCGCAACAGCAACAGGACAAACCUCAUCCACAGCCGGCGCCGGAGCAGUUGGCACUGGAACCAGUGCUCACCUUACUGCCACCGGUACCUCUUCAGCAUCCGCCCCCGGGGGAAUAACAAGCCCCGGUACCACCCUCUCCUCAACGUCUAUCUCAAGCGCAGUCCAUCCAGGAACCCCGUCCAGUACUGCUUCUAUCCCAUCAAAUCCCACCACCAUCUCACCAAUCCACUUUCCAUCGACAUCCCCACACACUACAAUUCAAAGCAGUAUCUCUCAGACAUCGGAAAUCAUAUCAUCCCAAUCCCCAAUUACCCGCACUACCCCCGUUACUCCCAUAACUCCCAUAACCCACACUACCAGCAGAACCAGCAUAACCACACAAACAUCCCCCACCGAACAACCAACGCUCUCCCCGCCUUCGUCGCCCGAGGCCUCACCCACACCAAAUACCGUCCGGUCUGUCAAGGUGAGCCGGGGUAUCAACAAGGGCAGGGGUGUGUUGAAUAUCACCGUUCCACAUAACGGCCAGUCUAACCAUCCUGGAAACCCCGGAGACAGUGGAAAUUCCGGAAACCCUGGACAGCCUGGAAUCCCUGGGGGGAGAGACGGCUCCGGGGUCUCCGGGAACGUUACGAUGCCUAAUAUCACAAAGCCGGGGAAACCGACCAAGAGGGCAGCGCCUAUCUUUAUACCUGGUCUUGAGGCCUAG